GAUGGUAAGGGAGGUAACUUACUGGGCUGGACGUAUUUAACUCGGGCUCUCUGUUUUGACGGGCUUGUUUCUCUGUUACAGUAACAGCAGUAGUAAAGGUGUAGCCGCCUCACUUUCUCAGUCGCCGACUCCGCCCUUUCGCUGAAUCUUUAUAAAUCCUGGAGCUCCAGGAACGAAGCGAGGCAAAACGGGACAUUAUACCGAAAGCGCGCGCACAUCCACGCACGGGUGUCAUUCCAUGCACCAUACACUCACCACUCCUUUCUCAACGUCUAUCAAAACACAUCUUGCGGACGCCCUUUUGGUCACAUCCACGGGUUUAUGGCCGCUACGCUUCUUACCAUGAGCGCUGCGCUCGCACCGGGACAAGAUGACUUUCUCUCGCUUCUUAAACCCUCACUGUCCGACGGCUUUCAGGAGGACUCCUCUCUGUUUUGCUUUGAACACAAGAAUCCUGACUCGGAAAGGGGCUUAUCCAACGACUAUUCUCAGGCUAAACUAGAGAUGGAUAAAUAUCUGUCUCCACAACCUGUGGUUCUCCCUGACCUAAAGAAAUCAAGACGAGAAAGUGUCUCUACAAUGGACCAGUAUUUUGGGGAUGACCACGGAUCCCCCUACAGCAUCAAUAUGAAUGUCUACCUUCCUGACAUUGCUUAUCUAAGAACGGGUCUGUGCCGGGCGGCACGGCAUUCUGUUUCCAACCAGGUCAAAACUGAGCCUGUAACGGCACCAUUCUCUCAUCCUGAGUGUCCCGUGAGCUCAAGCGGCCCUGCUCCGUCCGCACUGCCAGAUUUCACCAGCAUCUUUAACUCCAAUUCCACUUCAGGCUCCGGAAUGGACGUUGUGGAUGAUAGCGCCGGGGUUUUUGUUAAGCAGGAGAUGCAAGGCUUUGACAUCCCGCAGGAUGGGCCGCUCUUCCAGCUCCUCAACUCAGAGCUGGACGUCCCUGAUCCAACUGACCCUCAUGCUCACUCACAGAUGCCUACUUUCCACAACCUGCACUUAGCUGCCCAACAGACUGCUGCCAAAUCAUACUGUGGCAUGGCGGCCCAUGGGUACCCUCUCAGCCACGGUCACUUUGUUCAUCCUCAGGAUCAGGCUCACUCGCAGCUCAAAAUGACAUAUCUGCCCCCUUCACCUCCCACUUCAGAACCGGGCAGUCCUGACAGACAGAAGGAACUGCUUCACAAUCUGACACCGCCACCAUCUUACGCUGCCACUAUCGCCUCUAAAAUGGCUGGCCACGCACCCAGUCACCCCACACCCGCUUCCGCACGACCCCCCACAACCACUGGGUCCAUGCCUGUCCGAUACAACCGCAGGACAAAUCCAGACCUCGAGAAAAGACGGAUACAUCACUGUGAUUUUCCAGGUUGCAAGAAAGUUUACACCAAGUCGUCCCACCUGAAAGCUCACUUGAGGACACACACUGGUGAGAAGCCGUAUCGCUGCACGUGGGAAGGCUGCGACUGGCGGUUCGCUCGAUCCGAUGAGUUGACACGUCAUUUCAGGAAACACACCGGAGCCAAACCCUUCCAGUGCGCCGUGUGCAGCCGCAGCUUCUCUCGCUCCGAUCAUCUCGCCCUGCAUAUGAAGAGGCAUCAGAAUUAGAUACACUAACUCCAACAGACACACAUACUUAUUAUUAUGCACUUGAAGUGAUCGACUUCUUUCUUUCUCUACACCACGACGAACCUUAUAACGUUUAGGGUAAUCUCUCUCUGACCUGUCGAGAGUGUCUACUAUAAACAGACAAACUUUUGAUAUUACUAUGAAAUCCAGUUUCUUUCCUUUGGAUAUCGUAAUGUCCCUUUUUCUCUCUCUAUACAUGAACUUUCCGUUAAGACCCUCAUCUCAUUUUGGCUUUCUCGAUUAAUAAGACAAAUAAGCUGUCUUGUGUUUGAGGCUUUCGUCCUCUGAUUGGAACAAGAAAUGGAACUAACACAGGAAUUUUUCUUGUACAUCUGCAAAGCACUAAUGCUGGGUUCAGACUACACAAUAUCAGCCUGAUGUUGGCAUGGUCUGGUUAAAGUUGUGGUGAUUUGUUAACAAAAAUGGAUGUCCCAAGGCAAAAAUUAAUAGUGUAAAACAAUUGACAGUAUCUGGAACACUUCGGAAAGACUAGCGUUUUUGGGUUUGACAAAUUGGGUAAGGAUAAAGACCAUAGAACACGCAAGAAGUGUCACUUCUAUAGUUUUGAAUGGGGAAAAAGGUAACAGUCAAUUUGGCCACUGCAGUGCAGGAAGUCCUGCCUUCUAGUAAAGGAGCCAAUAAUCGAUUAUUGUAGACUGACAAUUCUCCAGGGGCGGGGGAGCUCCAUGUUUUUACAAAUCUCAUCAAAUACUUGCCUCGCAAUCAUGAUAAAUAGAUCUACAUAAAGCUUGAAAUAUUUUAAUUGAAGCAACUACAAUUGAAAACAAAUGUUUCCUGGUUUUGUUAUCUGAACGAAUGUGAAGUACAGUCCGUCUGAUCUAA
Molecule: messenger RNA, 2475 nt
Organism: Danio rerio (zebrafish)
Lineage: Eukaryota; Metazoa; Chordata; Actinopteri; Cypriniformes; Danionidae
Source: RefSeq, a predicted model, not a curated record